Didymodactylos carnosus is the source of this 456-nucleotide messenger RNA. Lineage: Eukaryota; Metazoa; Rotifera; Eurotatoria; Philodinida; Philodinidae. The record is from the annotation of a GenBank genome assembly.
AUGUCGGACGAAGAACAUAGUGAAGAAGAAGAAGAGAGAAGCGAAAUAGAGGCAGGGACUGAAGAGGCCGAUCCAGAUUGGCAAGAUAAAGAAAAAGCGAUUGACAAAUAUAAUCUGAAAAAUUAUUCAGAAGACUUUAUGCGUCAGGUUGUUGAUUUUGCCGAUGAAACAAACAGAUUUGACGGACACCUUUUGGAUAAAACUUAUUUGUGUUUACAAGAACCGGGCGGAAAAACGGGAGAACAAGUGAAAAAGAAUUUGUUUGAACCAAAAACUGUUGUCAUCACUUGGUCUUCAUCGGGAAAAGUGACCACAUCUCUCGUUGACUACUGGCGAGAUCAUUGUUUUUUGCCACUAGUUGAUGCAAAAUGUUUGCUACUUUCUGAUAGUUAUCUCGGUCAAUAUCAUGCAGAAACAUCAUUAGCUCUCAUCAUUAGUCAUUUAACAAUACUUUAA